Molecule: messenger RNA, 1736 nt
Organism: Laccaria bicolor S238N-H82
Lineage: Eukaryota; Fungi; Basidiomycota; Agaricomycetes; Agaricales; Hydnangiaceae
Product: delta-1-pyrroline-5-carboxylate dehydrogenase
Exons: 9
Coding region: 1-1644 (547 amino acids)
Cellular component (GO): mitochondrial matrix
Molecular function (GO): L-glutamate gamma-semialdehyde dehydrogenase (NAD+) activity
Source: RefSeq, a predicted model, not a curated record
AUGACCACCCCACAACUCGCCACUUUCAAGGUCCCCGGUAUUGACAAUGAACCCAUGGUCACCUACGCGCCUGGUUCGCCGGAACGCCAGGCCUUGAAGACCGCCAUGGCACAGAUGGAACAGGAGAUGCCGUUUGAAGUUCCGUGCAUCGUCAAUGGCGAGGCCGUUAAGACCGGAGUUUUCGGAAAACAACCUCUGCCCCACGACCACGCAAACCACCUGUGCACAUACCACGAAGCGGACGAAGCCACUGUAGCCAAAGCCAUUGACGGCGCGCUGGCCGCGAAGGCAGAAUGGGAGAGUAUGCCCUGGAACGAUCGCGCUGCUAUCUUCUUGAAAGCCGCGGAUCUUGUUAGUGGGAAGUAUAGGUAUAAACUUAUGGCUGCGACGAUUUUGGGACAGGGGAAGAAUAUAUGGCAAGCGGAGAUCGAUGCUGCUGCCGAGUUGACGGACUUCUUCAGGUUUGGGGUCAAGUUUGUCGAGGAACUUUACGCACAACAGCCUUCAAAGAAUUCGGCUGGUGCUUGGAACCGCGUGGAAUAUCGUGCAUUGGAAGGCUUCGUUUUGGCAGUGUCGCCCUUUAACUUCACCGCCAUCGGAGGCAACCUUCCCGGAACUCCAGCCCUAGUUGGCAACGUCGUCCUCUGGAAACCCUCACCUGCCGCAACAUAUUCCAACUACCUCAUCCACCAAAUACUCACAGAAGCUGGUGUCCCCCCAGGCGUGAUCCAAUUCGUUCCUGGACCACCAGCCGAAGUCGUAGGGCAAGCUAUCUCCCACCCCAGCUUUGCCGCGCUCCAUUUCACGGGGAGCACAUUCGUGUUCAAGAAAUUGUGGAAGGACAUUGCGGCGAAUUUGGACAGGUAUAAAGGGUACCCGAGGAUUGUGGGUGAGACGGGUGGAAAGAACUUCCAUAUCGUGCAUAAGUCUGCGGAAGUAAGGAAUGCGGUUAUACAGAGCGUUCGGGGGGCGUUUGAGUAUCAAGGCCAAAAAUGUUCCGCCCUUUCCCGGCUUUAUGUAUCACAGUCCGUCUGGGAAGGAGGCUUUCAAGAUCAGUUCUUGGAAGAGGUUGCGAAGAUCAAAGUUGGGCCCCCGCAAGAUUGGUCCAACUUCAUGGGUCCGGUCAUUGGUCGGCCUGCGUACGACAAAAUCAUGGGUUACAUCCAAAAAGCGAAAGAAGCUGGCGGUGAGAUCCUGAUUGGCGGAACAGGCGACGACUCGAAAGGAUACUUUAUCCAACCCACCGUCAUCCUAAGCAAAGACCCCAAAUCCAUAACAAUCACGGAAGAGAUCUUCGGGCCCGUCGUAACCGUCUACGUCUUCCCCGACUCCGCCUUCACCUCCACCCUCUCCCUAAUCGACACAACGACUACCUACGCCUUAACAGGGGCCAUCUUCUCUUCCGACCGUAGUGCCCUUUUGCAAGCAACCAAUGCCCUCCGGAACGCCGCUGGUAACGUGUACUACAACGAGAAGUGCACAGGCGCUGUAGUUGGGCAGCAGCCGUUUGGUGGCGCGCGAGCGAGCGGGACGAAUGAUAAGGCGGGGAGCGUUAGCAUCUUUUAUAGGUUUGUCAGUGCGAGGAGUAUCAAGGAGAAUUUUGUGGGGUUGGAGGAGUUUGGGUACCCUUCGAAUUUGGUUUGAGUGGGAAUGGAAGGGAGAGGAAGAAAGGAAAAGUGUAGCAAUACGUGGACUGUAGUCUUGUUGACAAGCCUCUCGUUGUAAAAGUUGAGAAG